This is a messenger RNA of Racocetra persica, 429 nucleotides long. The record is from the annotation of a GenBank genome assembly. Lineage: Eukaryota; Fungi; Glomeromycota; Glomeromycetes; Diversisporales; Gigasporaceae.
AUGGGCAUCAAUAAAUCCUUAAAAUUUUCCGACAAAUUGAAUUCUGAAAAUUCGCCGGAUUCUUUUUCGGCCGUUACUUCCGAGAUUCCUAUCAUUUCCGUAGGUCCCUAUGGGAUUUUUUAUGACUACGGUUCCUUUGCAAAAUGUUUUUGUAAUCAAUGUGAUGGACGUCGUGUUCCGCUUUACACUUGUAAGAGCGAAAAUUGUAAUAUCAAAUGUCCACCUCAUACUAGAAAAUGUUCUGAAUGUGGCGAUCACAAUUAUUUGGCUAGACGUAUAAUUAAUCGUAAACAUUACGCUAGUCGGAAAUCCCGUUUAAUUUCUGAGAAUUCUGUUUCUUCAAUAAAUAAAUCAUCUGAUUCCAUCAAUGACAUGGAUUUGAAAGAAAUUUGGAACAACGCUUGUUCGGAAGCACUUGAACAUCAGUAA